AAAAAGUGUCUGGGAGGUUCUAUAAGGACACGUGUGUAAAUAUAUAUACAUAUAUAAAUAUUUAUAUAUAUAUAUGUAACAUAUCCGCACGUGCCCAUGAGAGUGCAUAGGAAUAUAUACACGUGCCCAUGGGAGUGUAUAGGACACACAUGUGUAUGUUUGUGUACCUGUGUUCCUGCGAUGUCACCCUUCCCAUUGCCUGCUCCUAACCUUUUUCCAAUCCUUGCUCCAUGUCCCUUCCCAGUCCCUGAUCCAUGGUCCUUCCACCUGCUCUGUGACCCUCCCCUGUUCCCAAGUCUCUGCUCCCAAGCCCUUCCAUUCCCUGCUCCCUGCCCCAUCACAUCCCAUUGAUCCCAUUCAGUGGAUCCCAUUCAAUCCCAUCCUAUCCCAUGGAUCCCAUCCCAUUUCAUUGCAUCUAAUCCCAUCCCAUAUAUCCCAUCCCAUCCCAUCCCAUAUAUCCCAUCCCAUCCCAUCCAAUGGAUUCCAUCCUAUCCAAUGGAUCCCAUCCCAUUCCAUUGCAUCCCAUUCCAUCCAAUGUAUCCUAUCCCAUCCCAUGGGUCCCAUCCUAUUCCAUGCAUCCCAUCCCAUUUCAUUGCAUCCCAUCCCAUGGAUCCCAUUCCAUCCCAUCCCAUCUCAUCCCAUCCCAUGGAUCCUAUUCAAUGGAUCCCAUUCAAUCCCGUCCCACUGCAUGGAUUCCGUCCCAUCCAAUGGAUCCCAUCCCAUGGAUUCCAUGGAUAACUUUUCCCAUUUCCCUGGUCCCAGAGGGGCAGCAAGCAGGCUGGCACCCCCGCAGACAAUCCCCAUGGAUCCCAUGCCAUGGGUAACUCUGUUUUUGCCCUGUCAGAGGGGCAGCAAGCAGGCUGGCACCCCCGCAGACAAUUACCAGCUGGCGCGGCGCCGCACGCUGCAGGUGGUGGUGAGCUCGCUGCUGACCGAGGCCGGCUUCGAGAGCGCCGAGAAGGCGGCGGUGGAGACGCUCACCGAGAUGAUCCAGAGCUACAUCUCGGAGAUCGGCAGGAGCGCCAAGUCCUACUGCGAGCACACGGCCAGGACCCAGCCCACGCUCUCGGACAUCGUGGUGACCCUGGUGGAGAUGGGCUUCAACGUGGAAACCCUUCCAGCCUACGCCAAGCGUUCCCAGAGGAUGGUGAUCACUGCCCCUCCAGUGACAAACCAGCCCGUGACCCCCAAGGCCCUGACAGCCGGGCAGAACAAACCUCACCCACCCCACAUUCCUGGCCAUUUCCCAGAGUUCCCAGAUCCUCACACCUACAUCAAGACACCAACGUACCGCGAGCCGGUGUGCGAUUACCAGGUGCUGCGCGAGAAGGCGGCGUCGCAGCGCCGGGACGUGGAGAGGGCCCUCACCCGCUUCAUGGCCAAGACAGGCGAGACCCAGAGCCUCUUCAAGGACGAUGUCAGCACCUUCCCACUGAUUGCUGCCAGGCCCUUCACCGUGCCCUACCUGACGGCGCUGCUGCCCUCGGAGCUGGAGAUGCAGCAGAUGGAGGAGACGGAUUCCUCGGAGCAGGACGAGCAGGCGGACACCGAGAACCUCCCGCUGCACAUGAGCACGGACGACGCAGGGCCCGAGAAGGAGAACAGCUCCGUGCUGCAGCAGAGCAGCUCCCUGGCAGGCAGCAGGAACGGCGAGGAGAACGUCAUCGACAACCCCUACCUGAGGCCCGUCAAGAAACCCAAAAUCCGCAGGAAGAAGUGAGGGGGGGACGUUCCCCAAAUUCCCCUGGGGGGCUCCCCCGGGGCUCAGGAGAGGCUGCCCAGCUGAGGAGGGGUCUCUGGGCCCCGCUCCCACCCGGCUCUCCCUCUGCUCACUGGCCCAGGAGAACCAGCUGGGAAUUGUCUGGGGGGGCUUUGGGCUCCGCUCUGGGGGGGUUUCAUUGCUGAGGAGCUGAGAGAGCCUGGGCUUGGAGGGGCUGGGCUUGGGUUUGGAGAACACAGGGGCUGGAUUUGGAUUUGAAUUUGGAUUUGGAUUUGGAGAACACAGGGGCUGGAUUUGAAUUUGGAUUUGGAUUUGGAGAACACAGGGGCUGGAUUUGGAUUUGGAUUUGGAUUUGGAGGACACAGGGGCUGGAUUUGGAUUUGGAGGACCAAGGGAUUGGAUUUGGAGCACCCAAGGGUUGGAUUUGGAGGACACAGGAGCUGGAGCUGAGGGAUCCAGGGCUUGGAGGGACUGGGCUUGGGUUUGGAGGACCCAGGGGUUGGAUUUGGAUUUGGAGAACACAGGGGCUGGAUUUGGAUUUGGAUUUGGAUUUGGAGAACACAGGGGCUGGAUUUGGAUUUGGAUUUGGAUUUGGAGAACACAGGGGCUGGAUUUGGAUUUGAAUUUGAAUUUGGAUUUGGAUUUGGAUUUGGAGAACACAGGGGCUGGAUUUGGAUUUGGAGGACCAAGGGAUUGGAUUUGGAGGACACAGGAGCUGGAGCUGAGGGAUCCAGGGCUUGGAGGGACACAGGGGUUGGAUUUGGACUUGGAGAACCCAGGGGUUGGAUUUGGAUUUAGAGGACACAGGAAUUGGAUCUGGAUUUGAAUUUGGAUUUGGAGAACACAGGGGCUGGAUUUGGAGGACCAAGGGAUUGAAUUUGGAUUUGGAUUUGGAUUUGGAUUUGGAGGACCAAGGGACUGGAUUUGGAGGAACCCAGGGGUUGGAUUUGAAGGACACAGGGGUUGGAUUUGGAUUUGGAGGAUCCAGAGUUGGAUUUGGAGGACACAGGAGUUGGAUUUGGGGACCCGGGGAUUGGGAUUGGGUUUGGAUUUGGAGGACCCAGCCUUUAUUUCCCCCCUUUAUUCCCUUUAUUUCCCCCCUUUAUUUCCUUUAUUUCCCCCCUUUAUUUCCCCCUUUAUUCCCUUUAUUUCCCCCCUUUAUUCCCUUUAUUCCCUUUAUUUCCUCCCUUUAUUCCCUUUAUUCCCCCCCUUUA
Melospiza melodia melodia is the source of this 2934-nucleotide messenger RNA. RefSeq names its product TATA-box binding protein associated factor 8 (gene TAF8). The record is from RefSeq and is a predicted model, not a curated record. Gene Ontology annotation, molecular function: protein heterodimerization activity. Gene Ontology annotation, cellular component: transcription factor TFIID complex. The transcript is spliced from 7 exons. Gene Ontology annotation, biological process: transcription initiation at RNA polymerase II promoter. Lineage: Eukaryota; Metazoa; Chordata; Aves; Passeriformes; Passerellidae. Bases 554 to 1720 code for a protein of 388 amino acids.